Messenger RNA from Acipenser ruthenus (sterlet), 2706 nucleotides. RefSeq names its product chromobox protein homolog 6-like. Bases 73 to 1731 code for a protein of 552 amino acids. The record is from RefSeq and is a predicted model, not a curated record. The transcript is spliced from 5 exons. Lineage: Eukaryota; Metazoa; Chordata; Actinopteri; Acipenseriformes; Acipenseridae.
CCCAGCCCGGGGUUUCCGCGGCAACGCAGGUCACGUGUGCGGCUGCUUAUUCUGGUCUGUCUGGGCUGGAAGAUGGAGCUGUCUGCUGUCGGGGAGCGAGUGUUUGCCGCCGAGUCCAUCAUCAAACGCCGGGUCCGAAAGGGUCGAAUCGAGUAUAUGGUUAAGUGGAAAGGAUGGGCAAUCAAAUACAGUACGUGGGAACCUGAAGAAAAUAUUCUGGAUGGUCGUCUGAUUGCGGCUUUCGAGCAAAAAGAGAGGGAACGGGAGCUCUAUGGUCCUAAGAAGAGAGGACCCAAGCCAAAAACCUUCCUUUUAAAGGCUCGUGCCCAGGCGGCAGAAGCAGUCCGUGUAUCAGAGCUGCACUUCCCUGCUUCCUCGAAACACCCCCCCUCUUCCUCCUCCUCUUCCUCUCACUCCCGCCCCCACCCUCCCCACCACGCCCCUCCCCUCCGCCACCCCCACCCGGUCGUCUCCCCCAAGCUCCACUCCGGGGCUGCCGUUCACAAGCUGAAGAAAGACAUCCGUCGCUGUCACCGCAUGUCCCGGCGCCCCCUGCCCAGACAUGACCUCCUGUCCUCAGGCUCCAACUCUGGUUCCUCCCCCUCCGGAACCCCGGGAGGCCCCCAGCUCCUCCGCCCGCCUGUGUCUCCCUUCUCCGAAACGGUGCGGAUCUUGAACCGCAAGGUGAAGCCUCGAGAGCCCAAACGAGGCCGGAUCAUCCUGAACCUCAAGGUCAUUGACAAAGGAACGGGAGCCAGUAAUAAUAAUAAUAAUAAUAAUAAUAAUAAUGGCAGUGGCCAUGGCAACGCCCCCCCCAGUGGCACAAUUCGCAGGAACCCCCCAGGUCGCCCCAGAAUCCCGUCCCGCAAUCGAGUGAUCGGGAAGAACAAGAAGUUUGGUGAGGCUGGGGUGCCCAUGCGAGCUCCAGCCCACAUGAAGUUUGCUGGCUUCUCUCUGUACGGGAAACAGCAAAACCUAAGCGGCCCCCCUCCUUCCUCGUCAGUUGCCCCUCCCUCUUCUGCUCCCUCCACUCUCCUGGGACGUCCCGCCACUUUAGGACGCCCUCCGACUUCGCCUUCCAUGAAGAAGCCUCCGGUGAUUGGCCCCCCUUCCUCUGUGGCGGGGCGCUACCAGCACAGCUCCCCUUCCUCGUCCUCGUCCUCCUCCUCUUCCUCCUCUUCCACCAGCUCGGAGUCCUCUUCAGGCAGCUCUGGCUCCAGCAGCUCUUCAUCCAGCGGCUCUGACUGCCCGCCUUCCCCUCCUUCCCAAAUCCAGCCCCCUCCUUCCUCAACCGCGGUCCCUCCCUCUAAUGCCCGUGCCGAAUCCCCACAGCCCCCUAAACUGAGCCCCCAGACCACUGGCCCCAGAUCGGGCCUGCACCACCGCUCCUCCUCCUCCUCUUCCUCCUCCUCCUCUUCCGAUGAAGACGAUGUUGAGUCCAGGGUCUUGGAUCUGUCCGUCCCUCCCGAAUCCAGCACAGCAACUCCUGCAAACAAGGAGACUCGCAAUGAUGACGACGAAGAUGAUGAUGAUGAUGAAGACUUCGAGGACGUCAAGGGCGGCCGGUCGUCUCCCCCUUCUGUCGCUAGCUUCGAACCUGGCCCGGAUUGGCGCCCAGAGAUGUCCCCUUGCUGCGCCAACGUGGUCGUGACUGACGUGACCACGAACCUCUUCACCGUCACCAUCAAGGAGUUCUGCAAUGCGCAGGAUUUCGCGGGCGCCAAACCGUAAGCCGAAAUGACGCCGGGUACAAACCGCCAGGGUUGGGAGCUGAAGGGGUUCAAUUCUCAAGAAGGAUUCCUCUCGCUUUAGUACCAUCUUUUAUCAGCCCACAGAGGACUAGAAACCAAGGCGUUUCAACACAUUUUCUUAGUAAGUAUCGUAACAGUUUUUAGAUGGUAAUGGUACUAAAGCAGAGUGAGGAAACUCCUAAAGAAUUGAGUUUACGUUUCCAGGUGUUGUGUUUUCCACUGUCCGAUUGAACCCAUCCCCAUUGAAGAUUAUGUCCUGAUUUGAUUUCUUGUUUGCUAGGUGUCAUGUGGACUAUUUUAUUAUUCUAAACUGACGUCCCAAAACCCCCUCUCUUCCACAGACUGUGUUUCUUAAAUUGUAUUCAGACUGUGGUGUUACUAAGGGAAUCAAUAAAUAACCCCACAGUGUUAAACCUGUCUGUACAGUCAUCUAAACUAAGCAGUUAGUGUGGCUACUGUUUUCCUACCCUUGAAUAUGUACAGCUACGGCCAAAGGUGUUGCAUCACCCUAUAGAAUCAACUAAUUUUGCUUCAUAAAGUCGAAUGAAACCUGCUGAAUAAUGUAACGUUAACAUAUUGAAUUACACACCGCUUUGUAGUUUUCCAUAUACUGUAAAGCCACAAAUAUUUGCACCCUUAAAAUCUUUUUUCUCAAAAUGUUGGCGACUUGUUUCAAUAUACGAAGUAUGUAUUGUUAGUGGAAUUUGAUAUUUGUGCCAAAAAUUUAAUAUGCAAAACAGCAUAAUAAAAGGCUUGCACGUAUUUAUGGCUUUACAGUACUUUAAAAAAUAAAUAAAUAAAAAAAAAGGACAAUGUGACAUUAAUGAAAUCUAACAUGAAAUACUACUGUACUACUAUUAUGGCUUCCGGUAGACUUUUUUUUGCGAUAUCAUUUUGUAGUUUAUUUGAUUACAUAAUGUUAAAUAAAAAAUCUAAAUUAUGUUUUUUAUAUAAA